Messenger RNA from Engraulis encrasicolus (European anchovy), 11791 nucleotides. Its product is annotated as mucin-16-like. The record is from RefSeq and is a predicted model, not a curated record. Lineage: Eukaryota; Metazoa; Chordata; Actinopteri; Clupeiformes; Engraulidae. The transcript has 28 exons. The coding region runs from base 76 to 11652 and encodes 3858 amino acids.
CCAAAGUGACACAUUGAAAGCCAGUAACUGGUUGUACUCUGGUGGCGAAUCACCAAGGAGACGCCGCUUGCCGAGAUGCCGGAAAAAAGGCUCAAGACCCGACGCACUGUCAUCGUGCCAUACGGGCUUAAAACGUGGCUGGAAUGUGUCACUCAGGCCGUCGCGAGAGAAUGUCCCAAACACAUGGGACAGUUUCUUGCAGAUUACUCUCAAGAACUCCUGCAGUACAGAGAUGACAAUCCCACGAUGAAUAUCACAGAUCUGUCCUUAGGAUAUCGCACAUCAAGAGGAAUGAGACCAUCUUUAAAAAAAUAUUACUUCCGUAACUUUGAACAAAGGGUGAUUAUUCCAUUCGGCACCAGAAACCUAAAAGCAUGGCUGCAAGGGACAGGACAGACAGAUGAGCCUGGAGACUCUGUGGUCCAUAAGUCUAAGGGCAAGAUCAGGAAUCAUGGGACAAAUAUGUCCAGAAGUGUUGGGUUGUGCAUGACUCAGUGUCCUUUGCAGUCUUGUAUAGUAAAGUCCAGGGAAGACACUGAAGAGGAUCCUUCUGUCACCAUCUCUGAGGAUAUUCCAGAUACUGUUACUUCUCUUGUACCCACACCGAACCUGAGUCAGGCUCCUUUAGGGGACCUUCAGGAAGUCUGUGAGGCCAAACACAAAUUAUGUUGCCAGCCUCCACAAAUGCCAGAACAGACUCUCAUAGAAGACGUCUGCAUUGCAGAUGACAAUGAACUGUUGACUGUAUCUACAAUGGUAGCCAGCUAUCUGUCAGACACUGUGGCAGAGUUUUCAAUCUGUGAUUCUGAGCUGGUAACACAGCAGAAAAGUAAUGCAUUACAAGAAAUUCCUUUUACUGAAGAGACUGUGUCAGAUGACAGGCAUGAAUCUACAGAGACAUCCCAGGAGACAUCAGUGAAAAUUCCACCACCCCCUCAAACAGCUGAGGCCCACCAUCCAAAAGAACAUAAGCACCAGGUUGCUGUGAGAGCAUCUACUGAGCAAGUGGAUCUCAUCUACCCCUGCCAGAUGUACAGAUCCUCAUACAACUCCUCGCCACAGGUGCAGGACGUUUCACCAUCUAAGGCAGUUUCAGAAAGAUCGCCAUGCCAAACUGUCCCACAAAGUCAAAAGGAGGAAAGCACAGAGAAAACAUCAGAGCCCCCGGGAGUGAUGGAUGAGCCUGGUUCGGACGACGCUGAGGAUGAUACUGAGCUGUUUGUCCUCUACUCAGUGCCUUCAGAUCAAUGUCUACGUUCAAGUGCAGAUUCAGGGAGCUCCAUGAAUUCAGACGAGUCUGGAGGCUUGUUUCAGACCCAAGAGGACACUGCAGAUAAUCAUGUCACAGACGGCAAUGUCUCAAGCCUUGAGACUAUGGAGAGUAAGCAGUCUUCUGCAUCACUCUCAUCAGUGGAAUCUGAAGGUACGAUUGAUAUCCCCCAAGAAAGCCCCCAACCAGGCCUGGAAGACAGACUCUGUCCUGGAGAUGGCACACAAAUAGAAAUGGACAUAGGACAUGAUGACGAUGCAACAGAAAUGACAAGGAACAUUGGUUUGAGACUCUCUUUUGAGAGCAUUGAUUUGAGUCACAGCCACAGCCACACCAGAUUUCACAGCCACAGCCACACCAGACUGUCAUCACACGUUAAGAGCGCACACGCAGCUCUAGCACAUGAGGAAGUGGACAGUUCGGCAUGUAGUAGCAUUGAGUACAACCUUUACACAUCAGCACUCGGAGACUCUUCCAUCACAGUACUGUUUGAAGAUUCAGAAGAAGAUGAUUAUAUAAGUGAAAGUGAAUCGGCAGCUGACACUGAAUGUGUGGCUGACAGCGAUUCCAUCCCAGAUAUAGUCAUCCUCCACGAAGCUCCAUUGGUAGAGGAAAUGACAGAGACCAGUCUUGAAGCAGACAUGCAGGACCUUCACAAAUCUGAUUCACCUUUGGUGAAUUCUCACCAGUCCCUCACGGAAGAACAGCAUCCCACACUAUCCACCGAAACAACAACAACAGAGGGUGCUGAGGAGGAAGAUGGAGUACCACAUGUGGUCGUUGUUCACAAAGCCCCGUCUGAGGAAGAGUGCUUUGACGUUUGUCUUCCACAACAAGUAGGACAUAUCUCUGAAACAGGAUUAGCCACAGCUGCUCCUGAACUGUCUAAAGAAGCACCAAGACACAAGGCCAUUGGAGAUUCAGUGAAAUCAACAGAGAAUAUUAGUUAUCCAACGUCAUCACCAAAGACAUCGUGUAUGUUAGACACUGCUGUGGAGUCAGAUAGUCAUCCCCAUGUGGCCAUCAAUCUCAAGCCUCCCUCUGAGAUGAGCGUUCAAGAUGACAGCCAUUCACUUCAUGCUGAGAGCCAAGAGCCAGAGUCGACAGUGGUCCACAGUGUGCCUUUGAUGACUCAAGAGGCUGACUAUGCUCCUGACAAGGCAUCCUCAGGGGAGGAAAUCCCUGAAUCUGGCGUUGUAAUCAGACCGGUGGAGAGAGUGCCAUCUGCAACUUCCAAAACCUCACAGGUGGAAGUUAGCCUGUCAACCCACGAUGCUGUGAACAUCCACAGGCUUGGAAGUGACACUGCUGUUGAAACACUACCCGAGUCAACAGAGCAGAUUGGUGAUGGUCUCAGGGCAAAUGGUCAAGAUGAAAUCGAUACAGAUGUUGAUCAGACAGAAAUCAGGUCCCCUCGAUUGUCUGCUGCUCAGCAUUCAAGCGGCAUCGUCUCAGUUGUAAUUUCAUCAGAGCACCUCAAGACGUCAGCUUCUAGCUCAUUGCCAGCACCCGUCAAGUCAACCGAAGAUGGUUCUGAACUGCAGGCAAAGGGUGAAGUCUGUGUGUCUUCAGAGCAAACCAUGCCUGUUGCAAAUGACAGUAACAGGACAUUGGAGAGAGAGGAUCCCUACCAAACAGUGACACCUGUAGUACCACCAACUCAUGUACUCAAUGGGGAGAAUGUAGCUGAGACAAUGGAGUCAACAUUGUCAACACCCCAAACACCAACACUGUCCCCCAAAACCUCUGAAUUGGAGAGGGUAUCCACAACAGCAUGUCAAAAUUCAUCACAUGAUGUUGGCUCCCUGAGGGAUGAGGACACGAUAAGUGAUGAGGAACCAACAGUGGUGACAGGCGUCCCUCUGAGACUCUCUAAAGAGAGCCUUGAUCUGACAUCUAGUCACAGCCACACCAGACUUCAAUCUAGUUCCAAGCAAAGUCUUAAAGACGUGUCCAGGCUGUCUUCACUUGUACAGUGCUCAUACACAGCUUCAGCAACUGAAGUAGUGGACAGUUCAACAUAUAGUAGCAUGGAGUACAACCACCUCUCACCAGCAAACACGGCCUCUUCCAUCACAGUGCUGUUUGAGGAUUCAGAAGAAGAUGAUUAUAUAAGUGAAAGUGAAUCCACAGAAAGGGUGGGCGACACAGAUGCCUUCCCCGAUAUAGUGAUUAUCCACAAAGCUUUAUCAAUCGAAGAAAUGCCUGACACAGAUUUUGAAGCAGACAGACAGGAUCUCCGCAAAUCGGAGUCAUCUCUGGCAUUUGCCUCACCGUCUCUGAUUGAAGCAAAGGGGUCAGAAUAUGCCCCAAUGUCUGCCAUAACAACAGAGGAUGCUGAGUUGGAAGAUGGUGUACCACAUGUGGUCAUAAUUCACAAAGGUCCGUCUGAAGAAGAGUUUCUUGACACUUCUCUUACUCUACAUGCGGAAAAUAUUUGUGGACCAGGUUCAGCAGCAACAGAGACCACUGUAACUGCUCCGGAACCACCUGCAAUGACAUCAAGAGGUCAAAGCAUUGGUGAUACAGCGACAGCAUCAGAGAGUUCCAGGUGUCCUACAUCAACACCAAGGACCUCUGGUUUAUUAGCCGUGCCCUUAGCCACUUCCCAAGGACCAGUAAGUUACACCACUGCUGCGGAGUCACUGGAGAAAACAUCAGCAGAGACAUUGACCUCCACAACAGUGACACCAGGCGAGGAGGACUACACCACAAGUCAAACAUCAGAAAGAACACAGGCAGAGGAAGGAUGUGAGGUGUCACUUGAGGUGAAAUCAGCAUCCUCACUACCCAGCAGUGAAAGUAGUGAUCACCCUUCCAUGUCACAAGAGGCCGAUGACCCAUCUGGUCUAGAUGAAAUAAGUUCUAAAGUUUCAGCAGAUGUGCCAGUAGAUGAAUUGGGGCUGUUUGGACUGUUGGGGCUGUUGCCUGUUGAUAAGGAUGUACUUUCAGAGAAAACAUCUGUGGCAGUUGAAUGUUCAAGAGCAGUAAACAUAGAUAUGGAAGUUCAAUGCAAAAUAGAAGCAUCCUCAGCAUCAAGUGGAGAGAACAUUACUCAGAGAGUGGAGUCAGUUGAAAGGCUAAUAUCUCCGUUAACCACAGUGGAAGACAACCCAAUUCAACCUGAAUCAGCUGUGUCCAUGGAAGACAACCCUGCCACCCCUGAAUCACAUCUGCUAGUGGAAGACAACCCUAUUGAACCCAAAUCAGCGUUGACCACAGUGGAGGACAACCCUAUUGAACCCAAAUCAGGCUUGACACUGGAAGACAAUCCAAUUGAAACUGAAUCAGGUUUGGAAGUGGAAAACAGACCUACUGAAUCAUCAGCGGUGGCCACAGUGCCCUCAGCCACUCCCCAAGGACCAGUAAGUGACACCACUGCUGUGGAGUCACUGGAGAAAACAUCAGCAGAGACAUUAACCUCCACAACAGUGACACCAGGCGAGGAGGACUACACCACAAGUCAAACAUCAGAAAGAACAACUGCAGAAGAAUUUGAGGUGUCACUUGAGGUGAAAUCAGCAUCCUCACUACCCAGCAGUGAAAGUAGUGAUCACCCUUCCAUGUCACAAAAGGCAGAUGACUCAUCUGGACAAGAUGAAAUAAGUUCUAAAGUUUCAGCAGAUGUGCCAGUAGAUGAAUUGAGGCUGUUUGGUCUGUUGGGGCUGUUGCCUGUUGAUAAAGAUGUACUUUCAGAGAAAACAUCUGAGGCAGUUGAAUGCUCAAGAGCCGAAAACUUAGAUAUGGAAGUUCAAUGCAAAAUACAAGCAUCCUCAGCAUCAAGUGGAGAGAACAUUACUCAGAGAGUGGAGUCAGUUGAGAGGCUAAUAUCUCCAGAAUUAUCCUCUACAUCUGAGAGAGAGAAUGCAAAGCCAGUUGAUGUGCCACUAGAAGUGGUGUGGGCAUCCGCGCAACUAAGCACUGAGACCACAUUAUCAGAGGAGCUUCAGAGAUCAUCCCCAGACCUGCCUGCAAUGGUGCCAGCAGAAGACCACUCUCAAUUGCUCUCGUCUAGCGACAAUAUCUCUUCACCGAAAACCUUGGAUGCAGCCAAAUGUUCAAGCCAUGCUAAUUUAGAUCAGAAAGCCUAUGAAACAGCAGCAGAAAUAUCAGUAUCAGAAAUAAUUGCUUCCAGUGUUGAAUGGAUUAAGCGAGAUACAAAUUUGGAUGUUCACAAUUCAGGAAGUGAAAGUGCUGUUGUUGGGCCAGCUGUAACAUCAGUGUACAUGGCGACUGACAUUAUUAAAACUGAAACUAAACAUGAAUUAAGUACUGCUGUUUCACUAGAGGAACCAGUUGACCUUUCACUCCAAGUUAACUCAGCAUCCUUACAGCCAAGCACUCAAAUUGGUGAUGUCCUUCCAAUGUCACAAGUGGCUGAUUAUUUGGAAAUGCUUCCUGAGCCUUGUAUGCCAUCAGUGUUGGAGGCUUCAGGUACAUGUGACGGCUCACAGGAUGAUGGAGGCCUUUCAGCCAAUGUUGACAGUAUUGUUAUUGCACCUCCUGAAACAUUAGAGAAUGUUGUUACUUACAUUACAACGACUGGCCAAGAGGAAGCAGAAAGUGACUAUGCUGUUCUUGGGUCAGCAGGAAUUUCAGGGUGCAUGGUUACUGUUCAAGAUGAAACUAAUGCUGACGUUUCACAAGUGGGAACAAGAAUCCCAAGAUUGUCUCCUCAGCUGUCAAGUUCAGAUGUUUCUAAGAGAGCUUCAUCAGAGCAGCUGCAAAGAUGCAUGGCUAUUGACACUGUUACUACCGGUCAAGAUGAAAUAAGCACUGACGUCUCACCAGAGGAGCCCGUUGAUGUUUCACUUGACGUAAACUCAGCAUCCUCACAGCCAAGCACUGAAAAGAGUGAUGAACCUACCGUGUCAGAAGUGGCCAGUGACCUGGAAAUGCUUCCCGAGCCUAAUAUGCCAGCAGUGUUGGAGAGAGAACCUUCAGCUAUAUGUGUAGGCUCACUGGAUGAUGGAAAUCUUUCAGCCAGUGAUGUAGAGAAGUCACCAAGUGAUAGUGUUGUGGUUGCACUUCCUGACACAUCAGAGAAUGGUUUUACUGACAUUACAAUGUCUGGUCAAGAUGAAACAAGUACUGAGGUGUCACAAGUGGGAACAAGAUCCCCAAGACUGUCUCCUCAGCUGUCAAGUUCAGAUAUUUGUGAGAGCGCCUUAUCAGAGGAGCAGCUGCAGAGAUGCAUGGCUACUGACAUUAUUACAACUGGUCAAGAUGAAAUAAGUUCUGACGUGGAACCUCUUGACAUUUCCCUUGAAGUUGCACCUCCUGAAACAUCAGAGAACAUAGUUACCGACAUUGUGCCAGCUGGUCAAGAUGAAACCGGAAAUGGCAGUGCUGUUGUUGGGUCAGCUGGAACAUCAGAGGACAUGGCUGCUGGUCCACAUGAAAUAAGUACCAACUUUUCACACAUGGAACCAGUUGACGUUUCACUUGAAGUGAAAUCACCAUCCUCACAGCAAAGCAUUGUAAGGAGUGAUAUACCUACCAUGUCAGAAGAAGCCAGUGACUUGGAAAUGGUUCCAGAGCCUAAUAUGCCAGCAGUGCUGGAGAGAGUACCUUCAGCUAUAUGUGUAGGCUCACUGGAUGGUGGAAAUCUUUCAGCCAGUGAUGUAGAGAAGUCACCAAGUGAUAGUGUUGUGAUUGCACCUCCUGACUCAUCAGAGAAUGGUUUUACUGACAUUAUAAUGACUGGUCAAGAUGAAACAAGUACUGAAUUGUCAAAAGUGGGAACAAGAUCCCCAAGACUGUCUCCUCAGCUGUCAAGUUCAGAUAUUUGUGAGAGCGCCUCAUCAGAGGAGCUGCUGCAGAGAUGCAUGGCUACUGACAUUAUUACAACUGGUCAAGAUGAAAUAAGUUCUGACGUGGAACCUCUUGACAUUUCCCUAGAAGUUGCACCUCCUGAAACAUCAGAGAACAUAGUUACUGACAUUGUGCCAACUGGUCAAGAUGAAACCGGAAGUGACAGUGCUGUUGUUGGGUCAGCUAGAACAUCAGAGGACAUGGCUGCUGGUCCACAUGAAAUAAGUACCAACUUUUCACACAUGGAACCAGUUGACGUUUCACUUGAAGUGAAAUCACCAUCCUCACAGCAAAGCAUUGUAAGGAGUGAUAUACCUACCAUGUCAGAAGAAGCCAGUGACUUGGAAAUGGUUCCAGAGCCUAAUGUGCCAGCAGUGCUGGAGAGAGUACCUUCAGCUAUAUGUGUAGGCUCACUGGAUGGUGGAAAUCUUUCAGCCAGUGAUGAGAAGUCACCAAGUGAUAGUGUUGUGGUUGCACCUCCUGACUCAUCAGAGAAUGGUUUUACUGACAUUACAAUGUCUGGUCAAGAUGAAACAAGUACUGAGGUAUCACAAGUGGGAACAAGAUCCCCAAGACUGUCUCCUCAGCUGUCAAGUUCAGAUAUUUGUGAGAGCGCCUUAUCAGAGGAGCAGCUGCAGAGAUGCAUGGCUAUUGACAUUAUUACAACUGGUCAAGAUGAAAUAAGUUCUGACGUGGAACCUCUUGACAUUUCCCUUGAAGUUGCACCUCCUGAAACAUCAGAGAACAUAGUUAGUGACAUUGUGCCAGCUGGUCAAGAUGAAACCGGAAGUGACAGUGCUGUUGUUGGGUCAGCUGGAACAUCAGAGGACAUGGCUGCUGGUCAAGACGAUAUAAGUACCAACUUUUCAAACGUGAAACCAGUUGGCGUUUCAUUUGAAGUGAACUCAUCAUCCUCACAGUCAGACCCUGAAAGGAGUGAUGUACCUACCAUGUCAGAAGCGGCCAAUGACAUGGAAAUGAUUCCAGAGCCUAAUAUGCCAGCAGUGCUGGAAAGAGUACCUUCAGCUAUAUGUAUAGGCUCACUGGAUGAUGGAAAUCUUUCUGCCAAUGUUGUACAGAAGUCACCAGGUGAUAGUGUCUUGGUUGCACCUCCUGACACAUCAGAGAAUGGUUUUGCUGACAUUAUAAUGACUGGUCAAGAUGAAACAAGUACUGAAGUGUCACAAGUGGGAACAAGAUCCCCAAGACUGUCUCCUCAGCUGUCAAGUUCAGAUAUUUGUGAGAGCGCCUUAUCAGAGGAGCAGCUGCAGAGAUGCAUGGCUAUUGACAUUAUUACAACUGGUCAAGAUGAAAUAAGUUCUGACGUGGAACCUCUUGACAUUUCCCUUGAAGUUGCACCUCCUGAAACAUCAGAGAACAUAGUUACUGACAUUGUGCCAACUGGUCAAGAUGAAACCGGAAGUGACAGUGCUGUUGUUGGGUCAGCUGGAACAUCAGAGGACAUGGCUGCGGGUCCACAUGAAAUAAGUACCAACUUUUCACUUGUGGAACCAGUUGACGUUUCACUUGAAGUGAAAUCACCAUCCUCACAGCAAAGCAUUGUAAGGAAUGACGUCCUUCCCAUGUCACAAGUGGACAAUAACUCAGUAAACCUUCCUGAUCCUUGUCUUGGUAAUGACUUGCCUUUCCAAAAAACUUUGGAUGCAGCCCAAUGUUCAAGUCACAUGAAUUUAGAAGAAGACUUACAAGAAAAUUCUGAAACAGCAGUGGUAGUAUCAGAAAUAAUCACCCAUAAUGGUAUUGAAAUCAUCAAGGAAGAUGAGAAGCUCCAAUGUUGUCCAUUGUCUCCUAAGCACUCUUUUACAUCUGAACGUAAUGAUGUCUUUUCCAUGUUACACAUGGCCGAUGACUCAGAAAACCUUCCUGAUCCAUGUCUUGGAAAUGACUUGCCUAUACAAAAAACUAUGGAUGCAGCCCAAUGUUCAAGUCACACACAUUUAGAAGAAGAGAAUUUAAAAACAAACUCUGAAACAGCAGUAGAAAAAGGAGUAGCAGAAAUAAUCACACACUAUGGUAUUGAAAACAUUGAGCAAGAUGAGAAACUCCAAUGUUCUCCAUUGUCUCUUAAGCACUCUUUUACAUCUGAGAACUGUUGUACAGUUGACAUCCUUGGAAAGAAAGUGGCAUCACCAAAAACGAGUAUAGAAAAGCUUUCACCGUCUUUGAUUUCAACAUACGUGGAAGAGGCUGAACUCACUCCUUGUGGAUUGCUGACUCAGAACACUUGUCCCAUGGAGGAGCCUCCCAGAUCUGGUAUUACUUCAGAUGUGUUGGAGGGAGUAUCAUCACCUUCCACAGGCUCUGUUGAUGAUGUGCACCUUUCAGUCACUGAUACUUCAGACUCUGAAAAAUCAGGAGUAGUGGAAGAAAUAUCAAUGGCUGUAGUGAACUCUCCAGUCCUCGAUAUUCAGAGCUUAGAAAGUGACAGUGCUGUUGUAGCACCAGCUGGAUCAGCUGAGGAGAGAGCUCCCUUUAUCAAGACACCCAGUGCAGUGGUGCUUUCAACUAAAUCUUCCGGUGUGGUUUUGUGUUCAAGUGAGAGUAAUGUAGUGGCUGAGCCACCCUCAGAAGUGUCAGAGUUCCGCUGCUGCCCACCAUCUUCCACAAAUGAGGAGGUCAUCAUCAUUGAGACAUUGAAUUCUGGAGGGACAGAGAUCUCUCCUAGAACAUCCCCCAGCUUGUCUUGGACAUCUGGGCUUAAAGUGCAAAGCAGCACAGAGCUGGAGCCGGAUACACCCACGCUCCAAGUUUUAUCUAGUGAGCGUGACCUGAAUUCACCAUCAGCAGAGCUGAAUGAGGCGAGACAAGAGCGAAGUGAUGCUGAUCAGACACCAUAUGUUGAACAACAAGCUCAAACUCUGUCUGCAGUCGAGUCACAGAGUGUAGAGGACAUUUCAGAGGUGUCAACAGGCCCAGUAAAUGGCACAAGCUCCCCAAAACUAUCUCCCAAAACUUCCUCAAUGUCAAUUGAAGCAGCUUUGAAUCUGGAUCCACUGCUGGAAUCGAGCCAAAUCAGUAUUGAGGACUCAGUACAGAGUCCCAGUGCGACCCUGCUGUUGCCAAAAGAAGACACAGUUGUAAGUAAGGAAACAUUGGUACAAGGAAAAUUACUCACAGAGGAAACGUUUCUGACUUCAGGAGUGUCCCCUGUGGUCUCAGAGAUGAAAGUUACCUUGUGUGAGAAUUUAAAUCAAGUACAAUCCCUGGAUGAACUGUCUACGUCUGGUUUUACAAAAGCACCUGUGGAAGACUCACUGGAUGUGGAAUCUGAGCUAGACAUGGAUGAGACAGCAACUGUUGAGGAAGUGAAUCCACAAGCGCCGUCUUCAACAACUCACAGUGCUGAACACCUAAUAGACACUUUGCCUACUGACCCAACACUUGCUUCAGCUUUAGAAACUCCCUCUACCGGAGCAAGUGCAGAUAGUGUGGGAGUGGGGAUUGAACGAUCGAGAGAGAACAUCGCCUUUCCUAGGUUGUCCCCUAAAGUUUCCAUGAUCCUCCAGAGAUCUCCAUCCCUUGAUAAACUACAAGGCAGACACCCAUCACCAAAGGGAAGCAGGACAAGAUGCCAAUCUGUUCCUCCAAUAAAGUGUUGCUCUGAGACAGUUGAAGAAAUACCAAUCAGGAGAAGGACUUCCUCGGACAGGCUGGAAUCUCCAAGAGUGUCACGAAAACCAUCUAAAGAGUGCCUGCCUUCAUUUGAAAGGUCAACACAGACAUCCACACCAUGCCUGCCCAGGAUUGAUCAAGCCACACAGAUAUCGAGGACGGUGCUUGUUUCGGCCAGCCACUCGACUCAAACAUCGAAAACAUUGCUGCCAAUUGCCACGCCAGAAUCUAGAACAUUGCUUCCAACUAUUGAUCGGGACACUCAGAUAUCCCACAAACCGAUGCAGGGUGUUGAUAAAGAGAGUCAGAUGUCCAGGACAUCUGUGAAGUUGUGUCACCAGGGCUCUCAGGUGUCACCCGAGAGCCAGGACAGCCAAAUGACUCGGGUCUGUGGAGCCUCCCCAGCCAAAACAACACAGGAGACGAGCUCGCCAACUUGCCAAACCUCAUCAGCAAAUAAUUGGGAUGAUAGAAGCCACACUGUGUGUGAUAUUCAUCCUGGAAGUGAAAGUCCUACUGGUCAGGUGGCUGAAAGGCUUCCCAAAGAGAAGACAUGGACCCUCUAUCAGUUGGGACACAAGAGUGACGGAGGCCUGUUGUCCACACAGGCACUGUCUAGGCCUCCGUUUCACGGGGAGGCCUACAUCCGAAGCUUCGGGCCAGGGGCCGUGCUUUUGUCCGAGCGACCUGGCAGGAGGUUAAGAACGCUUUCACCUCCCAUUACGGGUAAGCUGGUGGCAGCCAGUGCCUUUGAACAGGGCCGGAGACCACCUAGCCUCCUGCCUCACCAGCUGGUCAUCUUCCCCCCUCACCCACCCAACAGGGCGUCCUCCAACCCUCCAGACUACGUACUGGUAGUGGACACUGAGGAUUUCGACCGGAGGCUUUUUUCAAAUGUGGCAGCAGGACCCAGCCAACCACACACAGUACCUUGAAAUUGAUUGUCCCCCAACCACUGAAAUUCGUUUAUGCAUUUGGCUGGCAGUUAACAAGAGGCUUUGAAACAAACACUAAUGAGCUAGUUUGAAUAAACACAGUAGUGUGUUCAUUGCUAAGUAGGCUAUGCCUAAUUGA